AUGGAAUUCACAUCUCAAGAAACCACUGUUAAUCUUUUAAAAUGUUAUGCUGUGGGUCCCCGAAAGCCAGAUGAUGAAUUCUUUAAAGAUGGUAAUUCAUUCAUCAAACCAUUUGUAAAACUCGGAGUAUUAAGCGAAAUUGUACUCUCCGAAUCAAAUCCAGAAGAAAAUGAUAUUAGCUGUAAUGUGCCCGAUUGUAAUUUUUUCUGCCUAUCCGUAGUCGAGUAUGAAUUUCACUAUAAUUCUCAGCACCGCUACACAUGUGCGCAGUGUAAAAAAUCGCUUCCUAAUGCUCAUUUACUCGAUAUUCACCUGUCCGAAACGCAUGAUUCGUAUUUUGCCGCCCAAGUUCAAUCAUCCAACCGGUUGAUGUAUGUAUGCUUUCUUGAAGAAUGCAAGCAUCGCAGCAAGGAUCCCGCAGAGCGAAAAGAUCAUUGCAUCCGGGAACACAAAUUCCCACACAACUUUCGUUUUGAUAAACAAUUGUACUCAAAGGUCGGAAAAUCGACAAAAUCAACAUCGAGGGGCACAUCAAUCGUGAGCAAUAUGGCGGUAGAGCAAACGACACCAUUACGAUGUAAGAAAAAUUUCUCAUUCGGUCAUCCCCAACAGCGUACGUUUAUGUCGUCAAAACAUAGUGGUCAAAAGUGUGAUAUACUGGAGAACAACCGAAUGGUGGUAGAUUUACUAGACAGCCUCCCAAAAGAAUAA
Molecule: messenger RNA, 711 nt
Organism: Anopheles nili
Lineage: Eukaryota; Metazoa; Arthropoda; Insecta; Diptera; Culicidae
Product: protein lethal(2)k10201
Exons: 3
Coding region: 1-711 (236 amino acids)
Source: RefSeq, a predicted model, not a curated record